UCGGUGGCCUCUGCUGCGGUCGUGGGACACGUCGAGCCGGGCAGUAGUGGCGGGGGCUUGGGAGAAGUCCAGACCGGGUGAGGGGAUCCAGUUCGGAGAGGAAGGCACGGGCGGCGGAGCUCGUCCUGGAAAGACUUUUCCGCUGACUGACAUCUUUUUCUGGAAAACUGGAUCCUUCCGAACAUAUGGGGAUGAACCACAUGGGGAUGAACCAUAUGGGGAUGACCCACAUGGACAGCAACAGUACCAUGCCACCUCACCAUCACCCAACCACCUCGGCCUCACACGUCCACGGUGACGGCAUGAUGAUGAAUAUGACCUUCUACUUUGGCUUUAAGAAUGUGGAACUCUUGUUCUCUGGUUUGGUAAUCAACACACCUGGAGAGAUGGCUGGAGCUUUCGUAGCCGUGUUUUUACUAGCAAUGUUUUAUGAAGGACUCAAGAUCGCCAGAGAAGGUCUGCUGCGUAAGUCUCAAGUCAGCAUUCGCUACAAUUCCAUGCCUGUCCCAGGACCAAACGGAACCAUCCUUAUGGAGACACACAAAACUGUUGGGCAGCAGAUGCUGAGCUUCCCCCACCUCCUGCAGACAGUGCUGCACAUUAUCCAGGUGGUCAUCAGCUACUUCCUCAUGCUCAUCUUCAUGACCUACAAUGGGUACCUAUGCAUCGCAGUAGCAGCAGGGGCAGGGACAGGAUACUUUCUCUUCAGCUGGAAGAAGGCAGUGGUGGUGGACAUCACAGAGCAUUGCCAUUAACAUCAGACUCCACGUGUGGCCUUAGCGAUUGCUGUGGGAGCAUCUUGGGACCGAAAGAUAUGAUUCCCUCUCCAAUCAUCCCUCUCUCUCCUGUCUCUAUGCACACACACUUACUGAAUAGAGGCUUAGUUGACUGUCUCUGAGUAGUGGUUCUUCUAAUAAGAUGAAAUUGACAUUUCUCUUGAGAAGUCACCUGCGGGAUGUCUUCUCCCUCAUAAUCCUGAGCCUUGUCUAAUCCAGGUAGCUUCCUAGUUAAUGACUUGGUUAUCUGCUUUUUUUUUUUUCUGUUUUGGGGGUUUUGUGUAUUUUUGUUUUAAAUAGAUAAUGUGUGGGUGGAAUUCUGUGUCAGUGAUAGAAAAGGAUUGAUGGUAAUUAGGGACAUCUCACCCAACUUGGGACUUCAGUUUCAUACUAGAAAAUAAUCUCAGCUUAAUUCAGUGAGUGGGAACACAUAGUGCCUUUCUCUAGGUGUGAUGUGUUAACCAAAGUACUGGUAGAGUGUGGAGAGUGGUCAGGGGCUACAGGCAGCGAGUUUGUGGAGUAGGUAUUCUUGCUCUUUCAUCAACUGUGUUUCCACAUAACACUUUGAUUAGAAAUGAACUUACCAAUCAAAACAAAAACAGAACAAUCAAUUUGAGACUAUAGAAAUAGAGAUUGUUAAAUAAAACCAUUGGCAUUUUCCUUUGACUCAGACAUUGAUUUGUCCCAAAUGAACAAAGCAAAACUUUGUAAUUUUUUCCUAUUAUUGUGUGUUUUCCUCGAAACAAAUGAUUUUCAAACUUUAGAAUGUUUCAGAGUUACCCAGAAGGCUUCUUGUUAAAACAAUACUUGGUGGACCUCAAUCCUAGUGCUACCAAAUUUGGCAUUUCUAAGUUUCUAAGUGAUGUUUCUGAUGACAGUCUAGAGGAUUGCCCUAAGUUGGCAUUAAAAUAGCAAAGCUGUACCUGGAAGGGACAGAGGAUGGGGCUACCUGGUAUCCAGCAUGAGAAUCUGAACUGCUGGUUGGUAGGUGGUAUGUCUUGGGCAUGUGUCACACCUAAAUGCUGCUGGCUAAUACUUAGUCAUUCCACAAACUUUUAUUUAGCUCCAGACACACUUUCUGUGUGCUCACAACACACUCGUGUGGACUAUAGCCAGAGUGCACACAUGUAUACAAAGUCUCAAUCCUUUAUGUGCUCACAACACACUCGUGUGGACUAUAGCCAGAGUGCACACGUGUAUACAAAGUCUCUAGUCCUUUCUGUGUGCUCACAACACACUCGUGUGGACUAUAGCCAGAGUGCACACAUGUAUACAAAGUCUCUAGUCCUUUAUGUGUGCUCACAACACACUUGCAUAGAUCACGGUGGCCAAAACCCCUUUUCUCAAUAAAUCCCACUGCAUGUUCUGUCAAUCAUUAGUCUGCAGGCUUGUUCCCAAACUACCUCUUCAAAGUGAUUCUUCCUAUGCUAGUCUGUUAUGCCCUGCCCUCUUUGGUGCUAGAUCCAGUUGUGCCUCGGAGCAGAAGAAACAAACCUGCUAUCUUGUUGGCCCAGUAUUGUGAUUCUGAAGUUUGUACUUUCUCUCUACGGGUGCCAAUUAAACAUCGGAGAACAAGGAAUAUAUACUUUGGUGGCUUUGAACCAAGAAAGGGUUAUAAGCCUACUGGAUGAAGGCUAAAAAAAUCUAAGAAAUUAACUUUAGAGCUUUGCUUUUCUCUUAGUUCAGUCUUGCACAGUGAAUGACAGGUACUGACAGAGCCCAACUUUACAGUGCAAAUCGCCUGUUGUUAUCUCAGAAGCCAAGGGAUAAUAAACCCAGGGCAAGACAGAAACCACAUAGUAGUGACCCUGGUGCUUUCUAGAGAUCUCCAGAUAAGCUGCCAUAAAACACCUUCCAGGGGCUGAGAUGCAGCUCAGAUAUGGAUCACUUCUCUAGCAUAAGUCAGGUUAAACAUAGCCUUGUUUAACCCCAAAAAUCCUAAAAAUAAAGCAUACACUAAGAGAAACAGGACCUUAUCAGUGAGGUGAGAAGAACCAAGGCCAGUUAGGACAAGGUGCUAUGAGUCUGAAACCAAGAGAAACCUCACUCUGACAUGGUUCUUCAGGGGAGAUUCAGGUUAGAAGCAGUCUACUACAAAACCUGCACUUGAGAUCCCAGACUAGGUUCUAGAGGGUGUGGUUAGUACAGGAAGAGGUAAAGCUUAAAUCAUAUGCUCUUGAACUUUAAUGCCCAGCUCCUAUGUGUCUGGAUUUCUUUAGCACCUGCCUACUUUUCCCUUUCUGUCUUUAUCCCAGGCAGCUUAGUUUUUAAAUCUGUUUCCGGUGGUGCACGCCUUUAAUCCCAGCACUCGGGAGGCAGAGGCAGGCGGAUCUCUGUGAGUUCAAGACCAGCCUGGUCUAGAGAGCUAGUUCCAGGACAGGCUCCAAAGCCACAGAGAAACCCUGUCUUGAAAAACAAAACAAAACAACAACAACAACAACAAAAAUCUGCUUCCUGAUGCAGUAGACAUUCAAUGCUGUGGUUACAUUUAUCAUACCAAUUAGAAGUUGGUAUUUACAAACCAGGUAGAGGUCUUAAGUUUGCUUCAAGAAGCAGUCGCCCUAGCCGGGCGGUGGUGGCGCACGCCUUUAAUCCCAGCACUCGGGAGGCGGGCGAAUCUCUGUGAGUUCGAGGCCAGCCUGGUCUACAAAGAGCUAGUUCCAGGACAGGAACCAAAAAGCUACAGAGAAACCCUGUCUCGAAAAAUAAAAAUAAAAAAUAAAUAAAAAAUAAAAAAAAAAAGAAGCAGUCGCCCCAUUAGAAUUUCUAUAAA
This is a messenger RNA of Alexandromys fortis (reed vole), 3549 nucleotides long. It is a transcript of the gene Slc31a1, whose product is annotated as solute carrier family 31 member 1. The transcript is spliced from 5 exons. Gene Ontology annotation, cellular component: plasma membrane. Gene Ontology annotation, biological process: copper ion transmembrane transport. Lineage: Eukaryota; Metazoa; Chordata; Mammalia; Rodentia; Cricetidae. Gene Ontology annotation, molecular function: copper ion transmembrane transporter activity. The record is from RefSeq and is a predicted model, not a curated record. Bases 186 to 755 code for a protein of 189 amino acids.